Messenger RNA from Microthlaspi erraticum, 2094 nucleotides. NCBI's taxonomy places the organism in Eukaryota, Viridiplantae, Streptophyta, Magnoliopsida, Brassicales, Brassicaceae. The record is from the annotation of a GenBank genome assembly.
AUGGAAGGUAUUGUCCGUUUGACUGUUUCCGUUGAUACCCUUCCUCCCUUUGGUCCGUUUAACUCUUUCCGUGAUAGAUUGCUUCUGGUCGUAGUUAGGUUAUGUAGUUUUGCUAAUAAGUAUCGUAUGUCGUCCAUUGCUUGGUUUACAGGGGGCGAGGAUAAUCGUCUUCCGGUUAGGUUGUUGAAAACAGACCAUUUUCCUAACCGGAGGCUGAACGUGUAUGGGAAGCCUGACACCAUAGCCUUUGUGAAGCAUACGUUGCGGGAUUGCCCGGAGGCGUUUGAAAGAAUACGGAACUCUCGGUUUGGGAAACUUUGGGAUUUUCCCGCCUCUCGGUGUCCGAUUUCCUGCAAACUCAUCCACGCUUUGCUCUGUCGGCAGCUGUUGUCCAAGAAGCGUUAUGAGAUGUGGACAGUAUUCGGUGGUCAGCCAAUGAGGUUCUCUUUGGCGGAAUUCGCAAGUGUGAUUGGGCUUCACUGCGGCGAGUAUCCGGAGGGAUACGACCCCGAUUGGUAUCCGCCUACAACAAAGGGACCAGACAAGUGGUGGAAGAAGUUCAUAGGAAAUGACUCUCGGAGAACGCUCGGAGACAUAUCUAAAUCUCUUAGGAAUGGUGAGGUCGAAGACAGCGAGCAGAAGCUACGUUUGUGUCUAAUCCUUCUUGUUGAUGGCGUCCUCUGCGUUAGCAGCCAGGUCCACAGGCCAACGCCGAAGUAUGUGGCUAUGUUGGAGGACAUCGAUGCGUUCUUGGAGUUCCCAUGGGGCAGGGAGUCUUUCAUAAAGACAAUAGCGACAAUGGGCCCGCUGGUUGGGAAGGAAGAAGAUCCAGUGGGGACGCUUGUGAAGAACCUUGGGCAGGAGUCGUUUAGACUGCUGGGUUUCCCGCUCGCAUUGCAAGUGUGGGCGUUCCAGGCAAUCCAUGUGCUUUCCAGAUAUCUCCCCGCAUCCGCUACAGAUGAUACUCUACUCAGCUUAGAGGGAGAGGAAUUCCCGCAACAUCCGUCGCUGUCUUAUGUAGACGUAAUAAACGCCGAGAACCACCCUGAUGUAAGAACCUCAUCCUUCCCUCUCUAUUUCGAUAUUUUGUUCGGUGUAACGCUUACUAACGCGGUUGUUGUACGGUCGUUGUUUCAGUUAUCAGUGACUCCAUUCAUAGCUCUGGAACCAGAGCCGGGGUAUAUUGGUUGGGGUGAGUUUGCUGAACAAGAAGUCCAAGAUAGGAAGGUCGCGUACCUGCAUGAGCUACUCUCCAGAGAGCACAAAUUCUGCAAGAGUGAAUGGCCUGGUGGCUCUACUGAGUACGAACGGAUUGAGCACCAGUACAAGCCGCCACAGGUUGCACACACGAAGCAUAUUUACAACCGGAAAAAGGGGAAGCGAUCUCUUGGCGUCCGUUUUUCUCCUCCUGCUACACGGAAAUCUGGUCGACGUAAGAAAAAUGUUGUGGAAUUAGAUAACUCAGCGGGACCUGAUGAUUUGCUGGAACAGAACAAGUGGCUUUUAGAUCAGGUUAAACUCCUGAAGGAGGAACAGUCGAAGCUUGCUGCCCGAACCACGGUACUUGAGCAGAAGAAUCUGUUAUACAGCGGAGGAAUAAGGAGGUUUUCGUCCACGCAGGCGCGUUUCCCUCAGCGAAGGGCGUAUCUACGUGACCAAGCCGGGUGGUCGAAGAAACGUGUGCAUGUACGCAUUCCAUCUACGCGUUGCACUCCAGAGCCGUCGUGUGGUGGAUCCCAGGGCGUGGAAGAAGAUUCUGUUAUAAGUCUGAAGGAAGGAGACAAGAUCCCAGAACAAUGGAUGGACGACCCUUUCAAUGAUGAAGGAGGAAUGAAGACGCCAGAACCGCGGUCGCCGAGUCUUAACCAAGGUGCCGGAAGGAGUGAAGAUACGGAGGUGGUAGACAAUGUGGUGAACUCACAAAUCACUUCCGGUGAUAGAGAUGUACAGAAGCAUAAUGGUGAAGGAAGUCAGUCCGAGAAAACGAUAGGAGGCGAAGAAACUACGGCAGAGACAGGUGGUGGGAAGGGGGUGGACUACCGGACGUGGAAGGAGGAGAGCACCGUGCACCAGUUGGACAGUCUAAUGUGUUAA